UGAUAGUCGAGUUGACAUAUUUAUAGACCCUCAUUGAUAGGAUUUCAACCUCCUGUGGUACAACUGGUUUCCUAGAUAAAAUGAAAGUAGAAUACUGACUGGUAUCCAUUGGUGGUGAAGGCCAUGUGUAAUCGGUUGAAACUUUUUAAUUUAUAGAGAUUUCCUCUAUUACUGAGCAGUGAAUCAUUUUAUACAGCUAGAAGCAUGCACAUUUAAAGACAUUUGUUGUCCUCGAUUACCUUUAAAAAGCUCAGAAGAUUUAAGAGCAAUGUUUUUGGCAGGAAGACUUUCAACAUGUCCAAUACAAUAUGUCAUGUAUGUUGGUGCUGCAUCUUCUUGUAAAGGAAAAACUAAACAAAUUUGCAGGUCAAUUUUUACGGCUAGAAAUGUUUCAAAUUCUAUCCAGAAACCAAUAAUACACUUAAAUGCUUUAAAACCUCAAUGCAUAGGAUGGAGAAUUGAUCAUAGUCAAUCAUUCUCUAAAAAUGUGAUUCAUUACAUAGGAGAAUCUCCAGGUAAAAAAAGAAAAACUAUUGAACAGGAACUAGCUGCUUUAAUGGACAAAUGGGAGAUGAAAAAAGCUGUUAAUUUAUUCCGUGAGAGCGUUGAGAAUGGUGUUUUCCCCGACUUAAGUAUAGUCCUAAAUUUGCUACAACAACUUGGUAACCUUGGUGAUUAUGAUUGUUUGUUGUCACUACGAGAAUUACUUAUGGACAAUAAGUUAUGUUCUAUAGAUACCUUUUUUGGUUGUUUGCAGGAAGCAUAUUACUAUAGCGGUCGAUUAGAUGAGGCAAUUUUAUUGCUGCGAAUUCUUUAUCAUGAUUUGAGAAAUUUCAAUGAUGUCGAUAUUUUCUUUACUUUGGUUGGUGUUAUGCUUUUACAACACUUCCCACUUCGGUUUGAACUUAUUGAAAGUUUUGCUAAAGACUGCCGUGACAAAGAAUGGCCAGACCUUCUGCCAACAGCAGGCUUGUGGAAGUGUUUUGUUCUAACUAAAAAUUUUGAAAAAGCUGAACAAUUAUUGGCUACACAUAGUGGAAUUAAACAGAAUAUAGCAGAAAUGGUAAAUCAUAUAGUUGAGAAGAAGAACAAAGUUGAGGUUGACAGACUUAGUGUGCUCAACUAUUUGAAACAGUCUUCAAUAAUUACCAAAGAAAAUCAAAGAAUCUCUAUUUAUCUCCAUUUGCUUAGAGAGUUAGUUCAGGAGAAGAAUUGGAGUGCAGUACUUGAUUGCUUAAAAGAGGCAAAGGAAAGAAAGAUAGUGUUACCUGUAGAGGAGGUGAAAGUGCUAAGAGCUAAAGCAGAACAAGUUUUGUUUGAUGAUGAUUUUGAUAAUUUUACCCUUAUGCAGUGCAUAGACAAGCUUAAAAAGUAUAAUAAUUCUAUAAAAUCAGGCAAAAAGAAAUCUGGAUAAAUACUAAAUUUAUCAGUAUCAAGAUGGACUGAAAAGUUACUGCUAAUAAGUUACAGUGGUAUAUUUUUAUACAUUCAUCACUUUGUCUUUUGUUAAGUGAUUUAGAACUAUUUCUCUAAUGGUUGUAAUUUAAAUGUUUGGUUGGCUUGCUUUCUUUGUGUGUAUUGAAUUGAGAAUGAAAUGGGGAAUGUGUCAAAAAUACAACUAUCCGACCAAAGAAGAGAAAACAACCAAAGGCCACCAUGGGUCUUCAAAGCAGCAAGAACAUGUUUGCUCAAAUAUUGUAGUUUACAAGAAAUCAAUAAAAAAUUUGAGGUACCAGCUUGAAUACAUUAUACUCUGCAUUACACUUAACAUCCAAAUUUAUAACAUCCAAGCAUAAUGCAUAUAAGCUGAAGACCCACCUAUAUAAUCUAUUGAUUGCAGAUGUAAAUCUUAAUUACAAUGCUUAAAGCCACAUUUAUACAAACAAAUAAAGCAAGCAAGCCAACCUAACCUCACAACUUUAUGUACAAGCAAUAGGAAAUUAGCUCCAAGUCUAUUCAAUUUAUUUAGCAUCAAUGAAGGUAAUCUUGUUGCCAUGGUUACUUCUGUCCAACAAUGUCUUUCUUAUAAUAUUCUUAAAGCAGAAGAUUCUAUUUGUAAUAUUCAUGACUUUUUCUAUUUUCAUCAUUUUUUCUUCUCAUGAAAUUCAUGAAAAUAAAUUGCUUGUGACAAUUAAAGUAAAGUUAAGAUCAUUUGUUCUAUAUAAUUAACUAUGCAUGUCAGCAUGGUCAGUAUGGCAUUGGUUUUAUUUUUUAUAAUUCCAACUUGACAUACAAAAUCUUCUUAUUUUUAUUAACACAAACUUUAGAAAAACUUUUCGGGUACACAAUAUGUCAAAACAAAAUAAUGCUUUUUGAAUCUGGUGCUUCAUAAGAGUAUUUUAGUGGAUUUUUUUGUAAUAUUACAUAUGAAUUCAAAGCAAUAGACUAAACAUAGCAAAAUGAAAUUCAGUUUUAAAAUUUAUGCAAUUUGUAUAUGAUUAUUCAAGAGUUUUUAUAAGUAUUUGUGAUUGCCACAUCUUUUGGAAUUCUUUAUUAGCUACAGUACGUAUAUAGUAAGAUAUUUAUACUGAUUAUGUUUGAAACAUACUUUUGGGUUUUCAUGUUAAAAAGAGAAUUAUGGAAUAUUUUAUACAUACAUUUGUAUUUUAAAUUUAGUAAUAAAAAAUAUUUAUUGUAUUGUGUGUUGAAAUGUGAUUACAGGUUUAAGAUAAACACAUAAAUGUGCAUGUGCAUAUGUCCCUAAACUGUACACAUACAAAAGGAAUUAGGAUUUCUAUACAUAUUAUGUAGUAUGAAAAUGGAAUGUCAUGACAUUUCAAAUUUACCUGUUUAUCUCGAACUUGUACACUGCAGCUGAACUUCAACCUUUUAAACUUAAAUUCUCUUGUUACUCAAUAUUACUAUGUUUCUAGAAAUAAACUAUGGAAUUCCAGUACACACUUACUUGCUUUCAUUCAGAGUGUUUUUAUUUGACAAUAAAUGGUUUGUCUAAUUUUGAUUUUUAAUUUUGA
This is a messenger RNA of Mytilus trossulus (common blue mussel), 2972 nucleotides long. RefSeq lists its product as uncharacterized. Bases 269 to 1414 code for a protein of 381 amino acids. Lineage: Eukaryota; Metazoa; Mollusca; Bivalvia; Mytilida; Mytilidae. The transcript has 3 exons. The record is from RefSeq and is a predicted model, not a curated record.